Brettanomyces bruxellensis is the source of this 2133-nucleotide messenger RNA. RefSeq names its product glutamine--fructose-6-phosphate transaminase (isomerizing) (gene GFA1). The transcript has a single exon. The coding region runs from base 1 to 2133 and encodes 710 amino acids. Gene Ontology annotation, molecular function: carbohydrate derivative binding; L-glutamine:D-fructose-6-phosphate transaminase (isomerizing) activity. The record is from RefSeq and is a predicted model, not a curated record. Lineage: Eukaryota; Fungi; Ascomycota; Pichiomycetes; Pichiales; Pichiaceae. Gene Ontology annotation, biological process: protein N-linked glycosylation; fructose 6-phosphate metabolic process; UDP-N-acetylglucosamine metabolic process.
AUGUGUGGAAUUUUUGGAUAUGCUAAUUACAACGUGGAUAGAUCAAGGGGUCAGAUCAUCGAUACACUAGUGGAGGGACUCCAGAAACUUGAAUACAGAGGAUAUGAUUCUGCAGGUAUUGGAAUUGAUGGCGAAAAGGACUUUGAUGAGAACUCACCAGUCAAGGAGAUUGCACUUUACAGACAGGUGGGAAAAGUUUCAAAGUUGAAGGCGGAAAUAGCAAGCCAUCACCCAGACACUUCAGAAAUAUUUCACAAGCAUGUUGGUAUUGCUCAUACGAGGUGGGCUACACAUGGUGGCGUGACUCAGGCCAACUGUCACCCACAGCCUUCGGAUGACAGAAAUGAGUUCAUUGUGGUUCACAACGGAAUUAUUACCAACUACAGAGAGCUCAAAACUUUCCUUAGAGGUUUGGGAUACACAUUCAGGUCAGAUACAGACACCGAAGUUAUAGCCAAGCUCUUCAAGUACUACUAUGACAAGGACCCGGAGUUGGAGUUUUACGAGCUCGCCAAACAGGUCUUGUACCAACUUCAGGGAUCUUACGGAUUGCUAGUCAAGUCUGUCCGCUAUCCAAACGAGAUGAUUGCCACCAGGAAAGGUUCUCCGUUGCUAAUUGGUGUUAAGACAGAGCAGAAGUUGAAGGUUGACUUUGUUGAUGUUGAAUUUAUCAACGACAGAACUGGAACCGAGAAGCUUUCUGCCAUAGACGGAUCAUCCAUUGAUGCCAGUGCCAUUCCAAGUAGACCAGGUGGAAGAUUGACCGCUUCACGGCCAUCUAAGAACACCAUGACAAUUCGGAAGUCGGAGUCUCGUGCAAUCUUGCCAGACUUCUCGAAGCCGAUCGAGUUUUACGUUUCCUCAGAUGCCUCUGCCGUGAUUGAGCACACGAAGAAGGUUCUUUUCUUGGAGGAUGAUGACAUUGCACACAUUGACCAGGGUGAGUUGCACAUUCAUAGGGCCAGAAGAAGCGCGGGAACGUCAACAACAAGACCGGUUCACACUUUGGAGAUGAAGUUGGCGGAAAUCAUGAAGGGUGGAUACGACCAUUUCAUGCUAAAGGAGAUUUUCGAGCAGCCAGAUUCGACAUUCAACACGAUGCGUGGCCGUGUGGACUUCAAGAACAAAACAGUUACUUUGGGAGGCGUGAAGGACUAUCUAACCACCAUCAGGCGGUCGAGAAGAUACCUGAUGAUUGCUUGUGGUACGUCUUACCACUCCUGUCUUGCAGUGAGGCCUCUUUUCGAGGAGCUUACAGGUGAGCCGGUCACAGUUGACUUGGCCUCCGACUUCUUGGACAGGGAGCCACCUGUUUUCAGAGAUGAUACGUGCAUUUUCGUCUCUCAGUCUGGAGAGACAGCCGAUUCGAUGCUUGCUCUUAGAUAUUGCAAGUCUGCCGGUGCUCUCACUCUUGGAAUCGUGAACACUGUUGGUUCAAGUAUCUCCAGAGAGACUGACUGUGGUGUGCACAUUAACGCAGGCCCGGAGAUUGGUGUUGCUUCCACCAAGGCAUACACCUCACAGUUCAUUGCAUUGGUGAUGCUUGCUCUUCAGAUAUCGAGCAACGUGUUGGACAACAAGACCAGGCACGAGCAGAUCAUCGAUGGACUAAGAGAGGUUCCACUGCUGAUUAGUAAGACGCUAAAGAAGAGCGGCCAGGUGAAGAAGAUCUGUAACGACUAUCUGCAUGGCAAGGAGUCGAUCCUUGUGAUUGGAAGAGGCUACCAGUACUCGUCAGCACUAGAAGGAGCGUUGAAGAUUAAGGAAAUAUCGUAUAUCCAUGCUGAAGGAGUCCAGGCGGGAGAAUUAAAGCACGGAACACUCGCAUUGAUCGACGACAAGAUGCCGGUUAUAGCCUUUGCCACCAGGGACUCUCUCUCCCCGAAGGUCAACUCUGCAAUCCAGCAGGUCACAGCAAGAGAUGGAAGACCAAUUGUGAUAUGUUCCGAGGGUGAUACCAAGAUUGAUGAAUCGAAAACAUCGGCACUUUUCGAGGUGCCUACGACUGUUGACUGUCUCCAGGGUCUAAUCAACAUUAUUCCGCUCCAGCUUAUGGGAUACUAUCUCUCUGUUGCUGCUGGUAACAAUCCUGACAGGCCUAGAAACUUGGCAAAGUCGGUUACUGUUGAAUAG